Nothoprocta perdicaria is the source of this 906-nucleotide messenger RNA. It is a transcript of the gene BTBD19, whose product is annotated as BTB domain containing 19. The record is from RefSeq and is a predicted model, not a curated record. The transcript has 8 exons. Bases 28 to 906 code for a protein of 292 amino acids. Gene Ontology annotation, molecular function: protein binding. NCBI's taxonomy places the organism in Eukaryota, Metazoa, Chordata, Aves, Tinamiformes, Tinamidae.
UCGGCGCUCCGGCGGCCGCUCCGGGCCAUGGCGCGCUCCUGCUCCGCGCGGCUGCACGGCGACGCGGCCGCCUUCUCCGCCGCCCUCCGCUCCCUGCUCAACAACCCGCAGUUCAGUGACGUGACGUUCGUGGUGGGCCGCGAGCGGCGGGAGGUGUUCGCGCACCGCUGCGUGCUGGCGUGCCGCUGCCAGGCCUUCCGGGGCAUGCUGAGCGCCGCGGGCGGCCCCGCGCCGCGCGCACCCCUCGUGCUGGGCAACGUGCAGCCCGACGUCUUCCUGGCCGUCAUCGAGUUCCUCUACACCAACUGCGUCACCCUCGACAGCCACAUCGCUCUGGAGGUGCUGACCUCGUCGGUGGAGUACGGCCUGCAGGAGCUGUGCAAGCUCUGCGUGGAGUUCAUCAAGGAGACGCUGAGCGUGGAGCAGGUCUGUGAGGCCCUGCAGGCCGCGGUGACCUACGGGCAGGGGGACCUGCAGCAGCACUGCCUCGCCUUCAUCGAGGACUGCACUGCGGCAGUGGUGCGGACGCGGGGCUUCCAGGAGCUGUCGGACGCGGUGCUGGCGCGGGUGCUGCGCAGCGACCGCCUGGCUGUGGACGAGCUGGAGCUGGUGCAGGCCGUGCGGGAGUGGGCGCAUGUCAGCUCGGCCGUCUUGGAGCGGCCGGUGCCCGAGGUGGCGGCGCUGCCCGUGCGUGAGCUGCGCUUGCCCUUGCUGGCGCCCAGCGAGCUGGCCACGCUGGAGAGCCACAACCAGCGGGACCUGCUCAUCCCGGCGGAGAGCAUCACGGCGGCCUGGAGGUGCCACGCGCUGCGCAGGGGCAGCGGGGUCCCCGCACGGCUCUGCCGGCCCCGCCGGGGCACCCGGCCCCGCGAGCACCACCGCCACCUGGACCCCCACGGCAAGUAA